CAGCAUAGAAUAAAUAAACAUGUGAAUGGUUCCCCAAAUUUCAGCUCUAGAGCAAAAUACGUGAUUAAACAAUUCUAAAACUUCACGAAAGCGAGGAAAGUUAUUUAUUUUAUAGUGGAGAAAGGUAUAUGAAGUAAAAAUAGAAAGUAGAGCAAAGCAAGAUUGUCGUCUUCAUUGGCGAAAAGUAUCUGUCUCACAAAACUCUGUACAUGCCAAUACGUCGUAAAGUAAUGCCAUCAAUAGCGCAGUGCGGCCUAAGUUUUCAGCGUUCUGUUCACGUUUUUUGAAGAAAGAUCUCUUCAAUUUCUUCUGAUGCAGGAUAUUUCUUAGCACAAUGAGUGACAGUCCUUGCAACUCACCUUAUAUACUUUUGGUUCUAUAUGUACAUAUGAGCAACUUGUGGAAAGAUUGCACGGAUAAAAAUAAACCGAGUAUUCAGCCUGUAUUUUCUUAAACUACUAUAGUUUAAUACUUUGUAAUAGUUUCAGAUAAAGUGCACUAAUUCAUUGCAAAAUGUGCAUACUUUUAAAAUGCUUUCUCCGAUAUAAUGAAUACAUAUAUAAUUAAAAAUAGUGAGUACAAGUAGAGCGUCAUCUCAUUAGUACUGGAAAAUAAAUACCUUUAUUCUAAAUUUUCGACAAAUUGCGCGAAUAUAUAAGAAGAUUAACAGAAUUUCUAUCUAUAAUAUGGUUGCUGGACAUGGAGGCAACAAACAAGUGCACGUUGAAUAAGCUCGAGAAUUUUCUAUGAUCUCUGAUGAAGAGAAAAAGAGGAAAUAGUGGUGAAAGUGCAUUGAGGAGCAGUUUUUGUGUAUUAGUUGGCAGACUAUUUUCCUCUUUCUCAAAGGAAGCAGAGGUUGUUCUUUUUGUUGCUGUGUGCACACAGGGAGAAAGUUUGUGAGCCUCCAGAAAGACACACCAUUGUGCAAAUAGGAGGACGAUGAGACAUGUGUAUCCGAUAGUUUAACUUAACAACGCUCUAAUUGUGGCGAAUCAGAGUUCUCGUCAGGAUAAGAGCAAUCCUUAGUUCUCUGACUAUGUGGUCUGGUUCGAACUUGGAAGCUACAUGUAUUUACUUACGCACGGAGCAAGUUGGACGUAAGAACCCUCAAAUUUGAGAAAGACAGAAAGUGGGUUGGUUGGUUAGUCGCACAAUUAGUGCGACAUAACAAGGACCACUUACACUUACAACAUCCACCGCAGAGGAAUUAAUUUGUUGUUCAUAUAAAAUAUCUUCGCCAUGAAAUCCUAUUAUUUUACCAUUCAUUUGUACGGAAUUUAAUUUGGUUGACUAAAUUGGAAUGUCGUGGUCCAGAACAACGAAGAAAAAUAUAAAAGCUAGAACAGGACAUGUACAAUUUGUUUAGAUUUGUGUGUAUAUAUUGCAUAAUCUAUUUAGUGGAGAAAUAGCCCACACUCUAGUUCAAUGGACUUGACCAGAUUCGUGGAUGCAUGAAUGUGCACGGUUUGGAAGACCUCCGAUUUUUUAAUAUUCCUCGUGCGACGAUCUCUCGGUUUGUAGAUGUGGUUCAUACACAUGCACACGUUUGCUUUGAGCAUAUGCAUAGUAAAUAAGUCCAAAUAGAAGCAAGCGAGUGAGCGACACAGCCCGACAUAAGUUAAACAUAUUGUGCGGAUAUUUGCAAUUUAGGAUUUAGUCGGUUCAACUCACUGUAUAAAAUGUCGUCAUUUAUUUCACCAAAGGAGACCGGAAAUACGUCGUGUGUGCUCUAUUGGUGCUCAGCCAGAGCAGAAAUAAAGGGAGGAAAACAGAGUGAGUCGAGGUUAAAUUGGGAGCCGCUUUCACUUUCCAGCCUAUAACCGCAGUACAGCACAUUGACAAGCAGCAGUCGCUAACCGUUUCAAAUUUCUUUGCCAAUUUUGCAGCCGGCUCAAUUUCCAGUGAGGAUGAAGUGGGUGGAGGGAUAAUUUGUUUUCAUCUCGUAAUGGAAAGCCGUUGGGGAGAGACUGCACAAAGAGGAGAAUAAAAUGACGACUUCUCCUCUCUCCGCAUGGAAAACAAAAGUUGCAAACAUUUCCAGACGAAGGGCAAGGGAGCGAGAAGAGCGACACGCAAUAUGUGGGACGGGUGAAAGUUUUUUGAAGUUGUUUCACCGUGGCUGCUGUGCGGUGAAAUGAAACACAACUCACUCCCACACGGAAUGAAAUGUGAUGUGACUGAUCCUCAUCAGCGAUAGCUUAAUAACAUGACCAACCACACCUCCACCAUCCCACGACCCGACGAAUAAAUAGUGCAUCCCUUUGAUGCCACAUGCAUAUUGUCAGAUACAGCGAGAGCGUGUUUUCUCCAACGCUGCAUAUUCACACAGAUCAGUCUCCGCUUGUUUUUGCAAUUGGAUAAAUGAUUCAAUUCGAACCAAAGUGAGGUUAAUAAAUUAGAGGUCAGUGGCUGCGUGGUAAAGAGAGUUAGACAAUCAAUCUGGGGUGGAAUAUAGGCCUGUGUUUGAUUGUAAAUAAUAAAUUUUAACAUGUAUUCUUAAAAAUUAUGUAUUGAUGAGUCUGUAAUUUGAAGGGAAGCGAGGGUAUCAUAGUUAACGUAUGUAAGGUUAAAGAAAUAAUCGCACAGUAUGGAAAAUUAAUUAUUAUUUCUUAGGCGUGCAUACCUCGAUAGAAAUGAAAAUCUUAUCUCAGAACUUACAACGCUUGCAGCAGUCUUGCACUUUUGGUGUUAUUACAUACACUUCGUCUGAUACGAAAAACUUUCCAUCUUUACAAAUCGUCAAACUUUUAUGUGCUGAAUGGCUUGGGUGAGUACAAACCAACUCGUAGCUUCUCUAGUGCAUAAGUAUUUUUGGGUAGUAUACCAAAGUUUUAAAAAAGUGUUGGAGAAAGGAUAAAAAAAAUGGUUGGAUUAGCUCGAGUUUCGCCCAUGCAUAAUCCCUUUAGCAAAAGAAACAAGAAAAAUUGUUUGCAGCGAAGCAAUAUCCACACCUACCGCAACUUUUUGCUUGAAACACAAAACCCGACGUUGCAGUUUGAAUCAAUAAAGUUUGGAUGAUUGUGAGAAAUGUUUUUCGCGUCGGCCCAAAACUUCUCGGUGAUGAAUGCAGAGCAGAGUUUAGAAUUCAUGUCAUGUUCUGCUGGGUAAAGCACAAAAUAAUAUGAACAAUUUCCUAAUAAAAUUAUUUACUAUAAUUUGAAGGAAAUUAUGUAAUUAAUUAUGUACCCUUUGAAAUACUACAUAACUUUGCUUGGCUAAAUCGCUGUUACACCAUUUCCAACAGGGCUGCUUGGGUGUUCAUUUCUGGAAAUUGUAUAAUUUAUCAAAUGCGAUGACUUCCUCCUCGUGUUCUAAACAAAUAAGUUCCUCCAUCCGUACAUGUUAUUUUAUUUGCCCGAUUGGAACAAUAUUUUGGGACAAAAAAGAAAACUGGUUUGUUCGUGUCCUGGAGUGAUAUUGAGUCUAAUGGAACGUGCCCCUUUCGGCACCAUUGCAUCAAUUUCCUGUCUUACGCAGUUGCACGUUGUGAUGGAGUAUCACAAAGAUAACGUCAUCCUAGGCUUCCUAGUCGUGAAUAAAUCCCCACUUGUCAUCAUGUCCCCAGAAGAUGUUGAACACGCUGAUGUUAAAAAGCAUACGCACAUGAUGCAGCUCUGACCCUAUAAAAAUAGAUCCAUGUGAUGAGUUCUCACUGACUUCCACACUACUGUCAAGACAUGUGUUUUUCCUCCGUAACCCAAUUCUGGAAAAUUGAUCCUAGGAAAUCAGUUUAGACUUUCACAUUUCGCCACUGCUGAUGACCCUCCGGGUGAAAGUCAAGAUCAAGCAUGCCUCCUCAUAUUGCAUACUCUGCAAGUAAGUGGUUCCUGUUUUGCGCUAGUAUCAAACGAUCAACUCCACGUACUUCCGGUAACUUCAACCUCUUCCCAAAAGCACUCAAUGGGCCCGUGCUACGUGAAUAUGUAGAAUUUUUUGCAUGACCUCAAACGAUGCACACUAAUAAGUUUACUGGCUGAUGUAAAAAGUAUCGUCGUUUUCCACUAAAUAUUUAGCUUCUUUCAUUUCAAUCACUAUGCGGAACAGAAUUAAAUAUGCUGUCAGCGUCAGGCAUGUUGCUUAGACAAAAUAUUUUCACUUCCAUUUGAUUAUUAAAUAAUAAAUUGUGCAAAAAUCCAAACUAAAAAGUUGGCUUGCAAAGCAUGGCUUGGAUUCCUCUAAUGCCACAGUUUGCCAAUAUGAUAUGAAAUGUGCAUCAUAUGAAUAUGCAUGCAUAAAUUUACACGCGCAUGUUCAAUGUUCGUGUAAUAUUAAUGUAUACCCACUCAAUUUGUCAGAAAAAGUGCACACACGCAAGUUGAAUUUAUUAGUGGAAAUAAUAAGAGCGUUAUAUAAGGUCGCAGUACAAUUUUCCACUUGACUGUGCCUUCUACACUACGCACAUAGCGGUAUCCGACGGUAUCUCGCCCAUGACUGGGUUAUCCACCGCGGGUCUUGGCGACGCACGAACUAAGCAGAAGGUCGAAACCCCAAAUAACACACAUGUAUUCGUGCAUGCCCAUACAAAAUAUGGUAGCGAGGGGUGGAGAUGAUUAGGUCUUAUCCUAGAAUCAAUGAUAACAGGCAACAUUGUCUAAAAAAUCAGGUUUAAUAAAUUGGGUUUCAUUCAUUCCAUUUCAUUCAUAUUAAAUGAGAGUUGACACAAACCGGAACGCGUAGACAACAAUGGACUUUCCAAGAAAGAAACUCCAAGGUUUUCAGUGAAAGAAAAAAAUUCAGUUCUGAAAAAAUGAUUGGAUUGCCGGAGGUGAAUUUUGGUAACUUUUUCUUACAAACAAUAAGCAGGUGAGCUAGAACCCUAGUUAGAAAAGUACGCGUGGAGCAAAUACGCUGGAAUGUUUGCGGUUGAGACUAAUUUCAUGGCCCAUUUCAGUUAUAAAACUUAACGUAAAAAGAACAAAUAUUGUACGGGCUGAACAAAACUAUGACAAGCUGCCUGUUCAAGUAAAUAUGCGCCGUUGAUCAAGGUACUUACGUUACACGACCCGAAAAUGGCACGUAUUUUUUACUGAAAGAAAAGCUCAUUAUAAAAUGUGUGUCUGGAUACCUAUGCUGUAUUCUGUCUGCCGAUUAUGUGUAGAACUGUAAACAGUAUAUUUAUGCAAAGCCAUAAAAGAUCAAACAUAAGCCACAUGAGGACACGCAAAUGAAGAAUUAAAUACCUCUUUGCGUUUCCUAGAAGUCAACUUGGAGAUACCAAUGUCACUCUUUGUCUUUCCAGCUAUACGUCUUGAAUAACUUUGACAUUGGCAUGUGAGAUGUACAUGUGUUGACGUAUAAUCAAACAGACCAAAAUUGAUACGACGUGCAGUGUUUAUACACACUAGUAAUUCCCUACGAUGACAAUCUAUUAAAGUUCACGCAACAAGCAAUAUUUGCAUCCGUCAAUCAUUAUAUGUUUACACAGUAUUUUAAUUGGCUUUAACAAACUGAAGUAUAUAUGACUUCGUAUAUUUUCGACCAGGGUUAAUUUAUGGGGACAUAAUUACGUAUUAAAGUCAAAAACUUCGGAGUUGCUGCCAGCGAUUUGCUGCUCUGAAAAGAAUGAGACUAUGCAGCGUAAAGAAUCCAGUUAAAUUGUUCACAAGUGGAGUAUAAAACAGUAGAGACUUUUCCGUGUCUUCCGUUUUCCGUAAAAUGCUACAUAAUAUGCAAUUAAAUAGAUCUUUAAGCUUUGAGAAACUCUAGUCUGUGUAUUCUUAAAUAUUCAUCGUAAAUUCUCCUAUAUGGAUAUAGAUGCUAGAUAAGGAAAAAAUGAUUUUUAAUGGUGGUUCAAAAAUAACCCCGCAAUUAAAUAGUUCGGUACAUCUAUAGUUAAUUAAUUUGCAAGCAUUAUGGAAAGUUUACAGCUUAUCGUUAGAUCGAAGUAUGCACUUUCUCUUCAAGACUUACAGAGCCACUACUUCAGGCAAAGAUGAAAGUGAGGAAAAUGAACUAGUCUCCUUAAUAAUUAAAUCACACCUGUGCAUAUGACAUUUGGUACUUCAAAAGCGAUAGAAAAUUGGCAAUUUAGUACUUUUAUAUGUACAUAGUUUAAAUUUAACAUGAGAAGCUUUACAUAAGGCGAUUUUACAUAUAACAAUUUCGAUGGUCCGACUCAAUAAGUCAGGACGCCCAUAAGAAUUAGGACUUCCACAUGAGGUCCGUUCAUGUUAUGCCAAUCUCCCAUUGCUUAUUGAUCAAAGUCGUCUUUUUGGUGUGUCAUUCUACUUGCAGGCAAAAUUGGGAAUCAAGGGCUGGACAGAAUGGAAUGCCCACAUGGUAAAAGAUUAAAGGUCGUGGUUAAUUUUUCAAUAUUCAUUAAACUAAAACUAGUGUCAUAACUAACUGUAAACUUGAGUUUAUAAUGAAUUAAGUAUUUACACCCAAUUAAAUUCUAGUCCGCGUUGACCACUCCUUUUCAGCUGAAUGGUCUCGACGGCAGAUAGUUUUUCUCAUUUGCAUUAGCAUAUCUGCACUAACGGAUGUGCAAUCAUUUCUAAAAUAUGUUGCAUGACCACUUUUUCUUCAUAAAAUGGAGUCUCCGCUCCAUGGCUCGCCUAAAAUGUUUCCCUCUCGUGUGGGAUCCAGUUUCUGGAGGAAUUGCUGUCCUCCAGAAAAGAGCUCAGAUCAUACUCAUUCGGGGGAUUGAAGUACUACAACUUGUUUAUUUUGGGGCAAUGGUGUGCACAAUUAUUAGCCAGGCCAAAGUUGGAUGUACACUCAUCUUGUUGCCGAGCAUUCGGAUGUUGCUGGCCACAUUACUCGUCUACUUGUGGGGGAUGGGGGUCGGUCUGGCAAAAAAGGCAGCCGUAUUAUUGAAUACAACAAUAAAGUUUGAACAAUGGCUUCAAGAUACGUUCAAGACUAUGGAUAUUCUCACAUCGAAGGGAGACGUGAGGAGUCGCAGGAACAAGUUCAUGAGAAAAGUUUUAAUCUUUGCGAAUACAAUGUGUCCAAUUAUCGCAUUGACAAGAAUCCGGCGUAUUUAUGCUAAUUGUUGUAGUCCACCGUACUUGGGAUUCGCUUUUGGAUACUGCACAGGUUGCGGCAUGCUGGUGACAGAAGGGAUUUACUUGAGCCCGGCGUGGAAACUGAUUAAAAUCUUGGUCAUGUUUGCUGACGGGUAUCACAUUGCCGUCAAAGUCUUCAAGUCUUUCUUUCUCUUAUUCAAUGUCACUCUGCUGGCCAAUGGGUGCGUUCUGGACUAUCUGGAUUUGCUUGAAAGGAUGACGAAAACGAGUGUGAGCAGCGCCUUUGGGAGGCGAAUAGGUCUCACCACCCGCAUCAAGCUCUACCGAUGUCUCCAAGUGCUGGAAAAAGAACAGAAUAGAUUUGGCUCUGAACGCGUGGUUCCAGCCAUCCUCGUGGUUGCCCCCAUCGUCCAAAUAUUCUGCACCUUCGUCCUCAUCAAGCUCGCCCGAUCUCUGACUUCGGAGGGGUAUAUCACCUACCCCUUCAUCAUUUCCGUCUGCGUCGUGGCGUGCAUGCUGUUUGAAACAUUUGCUGCACAGCUGGGGAUCAAAUCCAAGAAAUUGUCAGGUGAUUGGCUGAUGGAGAAGAACAUCUCCAAAAUCAACCGUAGAGUUAUCAAAUCAUUUCAACCCAUCAGGAUCAAGGUUGGGAGCAACUUCAUCGACCGGGGAACUGCACUGGUCACGCAGGACUUUUGCAUAACGCAAACAGUAUCUUUGCUCCUUAUGUAGAUGAGCGAAAUAUGACCCACAGGACCCACUUGGGAUUGAAUUAUUGUUAGGAAUUUAUUUAUGAACGUGGUUAUGUAUACAUGCGGAUUGAAUAAUAUGUAUGUAGAAUAUGAUUAAGUCAUUGCUAAUAUUCCAACAAUAUUUAUUAAUACAUGUUUUUAACAGGAAUUAAAAUCAUAUAUGUAUGACAUGACUUUCAUAUGGUUAUGAUAAAGUUAUAACUUUGGAGUCUUCUUCUUUUCAGGUUAAAUGGUAAAGUUAACAAGCGAAACACAAACUGAUAUGGUUAACAAAUGCAAAGUUUUUGAUUCAACUAUGUAUGACUUUCAAAUUUUGUUAUCAACAUUUAGUUAAUGUUUAUGAAAUCAUGAAUUUAAAUUGUGACAUUAAUUAACAAGUUAUAUGAUUAUCAGAAACUCUACAAUUUAUAUUGACACUUUAAAUAUUUUGAGACAGUACGUACAAGGACAACUUCGAAUAAAAAAAAUUCGAUAAAG
Messenger RNA from Folsomia candida, 8200 nucleotides. RefSeq lists its product as uncharacterized. Bases 6504 to 7703 code for a protein of 399 amino acids. The record is from RefSeq and is a predicted model, not a curated record. The transcript has 5 exons. NCBI's taxonomy places the organism in Eukaryota, Metazoa, Arthropoda, Collembola, Entomobryomorpha, Isotomidae.